This is a messenger RNA of Corvus hawaiiensis (hawaiian crow), 1763 nucleotides long. RefSeq names its product small muscle protein X-linked (gene SMPX). Gene Ontology annotation, cellular component: M band; muscle tendon junction; costamere. NCBI's taxonomy places the organism in Eukaryota, Metazoa, Chordata, Aves, Passeriformes, Corvidae. The record is from RefSeq and is a predicted model, not a curated record. The transcript is spliced from 3 exons. The coding region runs from base 958 to 1275 and encodes 105 amino acids.
ACUGGCUCAAUGUGGCAUGAGCCUUGUGACCCCUGUCCAGGAGCAGGCCAUCUACAAGUGUCAAAAGCCCUGCUUUAUACUCAGGACUACACCUUCUUCAGCCACCAAAUUGCUCCUGGUGUGCCUUCUUUUGAAAACGUAGCUCUUUUAGUGCCAAGGCUACCUGUGUUUCACGCUUGUUUGCAAAUUCCUCCUGAGAAUAGCAUUUUGUAGUGUUUGAGCUCACUGUAUGUGGGUAGAACAUCAUGUGUAGGUGGAGCUCACCAUGGCACUGAUCCCAACAUCCAUUGCCCCAUCGGCAACUCUGCUGAGGACAUACUAAGCUUCCAAUGUUGUUGGGUUUUGCUAUCACUAUCUGCUGCUGUUUUAACCUCCUAAUUCUCCUUUGAUUUGCCACAGUGGUCUCAAAUACACUGUAUUUCCAGGUAUUAAGAAAACAAAGGACACAGCAGAAAUUAUCAUUUUCCUGCAGAAAUAUGUAUUAGUUUUACUUUCAGUGUUGGUCAAAAGUUUACAAGUUUUAUUUGCUGCAGGUUGUAGCUAGCUGAAAGGGGACUCAGCUGAACUAACCUUUACUUCAACUUGAGAACAAGUGUAAUGCCUGGUUUUCUGUCCUGCUGUUUACUGGUUAUAGCAGUAUGGCUGUAUUUGUUUCUGACCACAAAUGACUGAGGUUCAUGUACAGACAUGGAUUCCAUAAAAGCAUAAUAAAUCCCUCAGUCUUGGUGUUCAGAACUUACUCCCCCACCUUGGUAAAGUUGAUGUAGCAUUGCUUUUAAUUUAAUAAUUCAGUUAUUCAAUGGAUAAAAAAAUAAAUUGAGUCCUUCAGCUUUUAGCUCUCCUGAGUCUUUGUUCUCAUUUGUUGCCUUGGAGCACACCUUGUCUUAAAAUUGCUGUUACUCCUACGUGAACUCUCAGAGCCUUUCAGGGCACAGAAAAGCAAUCUCGGAGCAAAUAAUGGCUGUGGCUGUGAAUGCACUCAGGGAAGGAGAGGGCGCUGGUCGUGCUUGCCCUGCUUCCCAGCAAAUGAACCCCAGGAGAAGCGGGGCCGUGCCCGCUGCCCUGGCAGUGCCUUCCGCAGCCGUGGCAGCAGAAAUGCUGCUGUGCACAAAGGGAGAGAAAUUGUUUUUACUGAGGAAACAGCAGAGAACAAAAAGCUUCCCCCAAAGCCAAACUGCUCCUAUUCUGAGUUCUCAAGACCAGAAGAGAUCUCUCUGUGAAGACAAGAGGCUUAUUUUCAAUUUUUCAGUCCAUUUUGCUGAAAGCAAAGUCUGACAAGUGAAACUGAAUGGAUUCCAAUGAAUGGAGAUAAUUUCAAAUAUUUUAUAUAUUUGUACGAAGACUAUGAACUUCCCAACUCUUCAAUACCCCAUAGGAAGUAUCUUCUUUGUACAUUUAUAUCAAUGCUUUCUUGUUGUCCAUUUUGUUUAACAUAGGAAAGUACUGCUGAAAUAAAACAGAACAAAGCAACUAGCAAUGAAUAUGUGUGUGUACAGGGAUGAUUUUGACCUGAGAAUGGGGAAUAGUGUAAUUUGAAGUUUGAGCAAAAGUAGAAUAAAUACUUCUAAAAAAUUACAUCAUUAUUUGCAAUUAAUUUGGUUUCUUUCUUUUUGAAAAAUGUCAAUGUGUAUAAAUGAGUUUUUAAAUGACUUCACAAAAUGCAGAAUAAGUGAGGAGUGUAACAUCUUUUAUGUCCUGUUGUGAGUUCCUGGUUAUAGAAGAGGAAUCAUGUAUCAUGUGUAAUAAAGGAAAGGAAAAUAUUA